This is a messenger RNA of Papaver somniferum (opium poppy), 999 nucleotides long. RefSeq lists its product as uncharacterized. Lineage: Eukaryota; Viridiplantae; Streptophyta; Magnoliopsida; Ranunculales; Papaveraceae. The record is from RefSeq and is a predicted model, not a curated record. The transcript is spliced from 2 exons. Bases 1 to 999 code for a protein of 332 amino acids.
AUGCGGGAUCUGCACAAGGUGUUCACUGACCUCGAGAAAGCAUAUGACAGAGUUCAGCGAGAGGUGUUGUGGUGGAUGCUGAAGAAGAAGAGAGUACUACCGAAGUACAUAAACUUAAUCAAGGAUAUGUACGAGGGAGAUGUCACUGGUGUUUGGACUUGCGACGGAGUUUCGAGCGAUUUUUUGAUCAAGAUAGGGCAACACCAAGGAUCAACCUUGAGUCCUUAUUUAUUUGCUCUAGUGAUGGAUCAAUUAACGAGGUGGAGACUUCAAUGCUGGCGACAAACUCUUGAAUCCAAGGGAUUCAGACUCAGUAGGACCAAGACUGAAUACCUGAGGUGCGACUUCGACGAUCCCAGACCGAAUGUUGGGGAUGUUUUGCUCGACAGACAACUAGUGCCUAAAAAGGAUUCCUUUAAAUAUCUGGGUUCGAUAAUCCAAAGCGAUGGUGGGAUUGAAGAGGACAUUCGACAUCAGACCCAAGAAGGAUGGGAAAAAUGGAUAUUGGAUAAAGGUGACUUGUGCGACCGGAAAUUCCCCUUAAAGUUGAAAGGAGAGUUCUACAAAACUACGAUUCGACCCAUGAUACUUUAUGGCACUGAGUGCUGGGUGACUAAGGACCAGGACACCAGACAACUGUGCACAACUGAGAUGCAUAUGCUGAGAUGGGUGUGCGGACACAGAAGGCAUGAUCAUAUCAGGAAUGAAUACGUUCGCAAGAAAAUGAAGGUAGUUACACUCAAGGAUAUGCUCACCCAACAUCAGUUGCGCUGGUUUGGGCACAUACGUCGAAGACCUCAUGAUGCACCGGUUCGAAUAGAACACAUUUUGCGAGCUGAGGGUCAGAUAAAACGUAGAGGUGGACCUAAACUUACGUGGGAUGAGUGGGUGAAGCGUGACUUAGAGAAACAUAAUUUAACAGAGGAAGAUGCAUUGGAUAGACGGAAGUGGAGAGCAGCGACCCGCAUGAAAGAGGUAGGAUUUUUGUUCCCGGUUUGA